AUGCCAAAUUCACAAAUUAUUGAUGAAUCUAUUCAUCCUGACAGUCAUCACAAAGACUUGAAGCGUAUCGUUGCCAUUAGUAUUGAUGAAGGAUCUGCUGAAUAUGUCUAUGAUUGGGCUGUCAAUAACUUUAUUAACCCUGCUUCUGAUCUGGUCGUCUUUUUGAACUGUCGACAAGUGGAUGCCCCUAUCGCCCCAUACAUUAAUCCCACGAAUUUCAUUGAGGAGUUUGAUGAUAAGAAAAAGAUCAAGAGCCAUCAUCUCCUGAAGACCUAUGCCGAUAAAUUAAAGCCAUUCAAUAUUGCCAUCAGAGCGAUCGCGCUGCUUGGUGAUCCCAAGGUGGAGAUUAUUCGAAAGGUAACCGAAUUGAAGGCUGAUGUGCUGCUUCUUGGAUCGCGUCAAUUGGGUUCUGUCAAGAGAGCUCUUUUGGGUAGUGUGAGUGAUUACUGUGGCCAUAACAGUCCAUGCACUGUCAUCAUUGUCAAAGCCCACCCUGAGCAUCCUCAAGGAAAGCACGAAUACAAGAGCAUCUUUCAAAGAAAAUCUGUCUGA
Mucor velutinosus is the source of this 552-nucleotide messenger RNA. RefSeq lists its product as uncharacterized. The record is from RefSeq and is a predicted model, not a curated record. NCBI's taxonomy places the organism in Eukaryota, Fungi, Mucoromycota, Mucoromycetes, Mucorales, Mucoraceae. The transcript has 3 exons. The coding region runs from base 1 to 552 and encodes 183 amino acids.